Messenger RNA from Bubalus bubalis (water buffalo), 1113 nucleotides. It is a transcript of the gene ARPC5L, whose product is annotated as actin related protein 2/3 complex subunit 5 like. The transcript is spliced from 4 exons. Gene Ontology annotation, molecular function: actin filament binding. Gene Ontology annotation, biological process: Arp2/3 complex-mediated actin nucleation; regulation of actin filament polymerization; cell migration. The record is from RefSeq and is a predicted model, not a curated record. Gene Ontology annotation, cellular component: Arp2/3 protein complex; cytoplasm; actin cytoskeleton. Lineage: Eukaryota; Metazoa; Chordata; Mammalia; Artiodactyla; Bovidae. The coding region runs from base 153 to 614 and encodes 153 amino acids.
GAAGUGGGCGGGCGGCAGCGGCUGCGCGCGGAGGAGGUGGAGGAGGUGCCGGGCGGCCGCUUCCCGCCCCCGAGCCGGAGCCGGUUCUGAGCGGAGUAGAGUGGAGGUCUGCUCCGGAGCAUAGCCGGUUCAGCGGGCGCUGAGUCCCCGCCAUGGCCCGGAACACGCUGUCCUCGCGCUUCCGUCGGGUGGACAUCGAUGAAUUUGAUGAGAACAAAUUCGUGGACGAACAGGAGGAGGCGGCGGCGGCGGCGGGCGAGCCAGGCCCGGACCCUAGCGAGGUGGACGGGCUCCUGCGGCAAGGGGACAUGCUUCGGGCAUUUCACGCAGCCUUGCGGAACUCUCCUGUCAACACCAAGAAUCAAGCCGUGAAGGAGCGGGCCCAGGGCGUGGUGCUGAAAGUGCUUACAAACUUUAAGAGCAGCGAAAUCGAGCAGGCUGUGCAGUCGCUGGACAGAAAUGGCAUUGACUUGCUAAUGAAGUACAUUUAUAAAGGGUUUGAGAAGCCCACAGAGAAUAGCAGCGCAGUGUUACUCCAGUGGCAUGAAAAGGCAUUAGCAGUAGGAGGACUAGGCUCCAUUAUAAGAGUUCUUACAGCAAGAAAGACUGUUUAAAAAAAAGAGAGAGAGACUCAUGUUACCUCGAGAAUUUUGGAUGCACAGGCUAUCGAAGAAGGGAUUGACAAUGGGCCGCCUGCCUCGGAACUCCCAAGUCAACUAUUUCAGGACCUGCAUCCGCUGAAGUGUGUUUUAUUUUCAAGGUGGAGGGAGAGAUCGUCUUAACUGUUUUCAUAAAUCCUUUGCAGGAUCUGAUAGUCUAUGCCUUUGUUCACGAGUAACGCAGAACUGACAUUGUGACCGUCUACCAGAGUGGCUGGCCCGCCUUGGUCCGGGGUACCUGUGUGCACUGCCUGUUUAAAAGGAGGGAGGGGUGAUUUGGGCAGGUGCAGAUCCAAGGGCUGCCGUAAAAGGGAGAGCUUGGUUUUUUUUUUUUUGAAGCGGAAACCCCCGAGGGUUUGUACAGACACCCCGACCUCCCAGAGAAGGCGGGCUCUCUUGGGUUCAUUGUAAAGUGCCUGCUGCAUCAAUAAAGCUCUUGGCUUAUUAGUAUAUA